UUUCCCAAAUACCUCACUCUCACAUUUUCUUCUUCUUCACUGAUUUUUUUUUCUCUUUUCACCAAUUGAUUUUCAAUCAAUCGAUAAAAAUCAAUUCACAAAUAAAUAAUAUGCAAAUGCCGGAGCACCACCACCGCUUACUCGAUUCGAGCGAUGAGUACGAAGAAGAGCGAGCCUACGAUUCAACCGAGAAAGUCCAGAUCAUCGGCGUCGACGAGGGCUCCGACGCCGACGAGUACUCCGUCAAGGCGCCGCCUUUCUCGUGGAGGAAGCUCUGGCUAUUCACCGGGCCCGGGUUCCUUAUGAGCAUAGCGUUUCUGGAUCCGGGUAACCUGGAGGGGGAUCUUCAGGCGGGGGCUAUCGCCGGCUACUCUCUCCUGUGGCUGCUUCUAUGGGCCACCGCCAUGGGUCUUAUUGUUCAGCUUCUUUCCGCCCGGCUAGGGGUGGCGACGGGGCGGCACCUGGCGGAAUUGUGCCGGGAGGAGUAUCCUAAUUGGGCGAGGCUGCUGCUUUGGGUUAUGGCUGAGCUGGCACUGAUUGGGGCUGAUAUUCAGGAGGUUAUCGGCAGCGCUAUUGCCAUUAAGAUUUUGAGCGGCGGCGCUCUGCCUCUUUGGGCCGGAGUAAUCAUCACCGCUCUUGACUGCUUCAUCUUUCUGUUUCUUGAAAACUAUGGUGUGAGGAAACUAGAAGCACUUUUUGCUGUCCUCAUAGCAACCAUGGCGCUCUCCUUCGCAUGGAUGUUCGGCGAAACGAAGCCCAAUUUCCGCGAACUUUCAGUCGGUAUUUUUGUUCCGAAGCUCAGCUCGAACACGAUAAAGCAAGCAGUAGGUGUAGUGGGGUGCAUCAUAAUGCCACACAACGUAUUCCUCCACUCCGCACUCGUACAAUCAAGAGAAGUCGACAAUCGCAAAAUUGGGAGAGUUAAAGAAGCGCUCAAGUACUACUCGAUCGAAUCGGGAGCUGCCCUAUUCAUCUCUUUCUUGAUAAACCUAUUCGUCACAACUGUUUUCGCAAAGGGGUUUUACGGUACCGAACAAGCAAACAGCCUCGGCCUUGCAAAUGCAGGGCAGUACCUUGAAGAAAAGUACGGCGGUGGGUUUUUCCCGAUCUUGUACAUAUGGGCUAUCGGUGUGCUGGCGGCAGGGCAGAGCAGUACUAUAACCGGGACCUACGCGGGCCAGUUUAUCAUGGGAGGGUUCUUGAAUUUACGGUUGAAGAAGUGGCUUAGGGCUUUGAUUACUAGGAGCUUUGCGAUUGUGCCGACGCUUAUUGUCGCUCUUGUUUUCGAUACGAGUGAGGAUUCGUUGGAUGUUCUGAAUGAGUGGCUUAAUGUGCUGCAGUCGAUUCAGAUUCCGUUUGCUGUUAUUCCUCUGCUUUGGCUUGUUUCCAAGGAGGAAGUUAUGGGGUUUUUCAAGAUCGGCUCUUUUCUUAAGACUGUAUCAUGGCUUAUAGCAGCACUGGUGAUGGUAAUGAACGGAUACCUAUUGGUUGAUUUCUUCUCUUCAGAAGGGAGCGGUGCUUUUUUCACAGCUGCAGUUUCGACUUUUGCAGCUGCAUACGUUUGCUUCAUCGUCUAUCUUAUCGCAAGGGAAAUUAGCUUCUCCACUCUCCGUGGUAAAGCCAAGGCUACUUUCGGUAUUUCAUGAAUCGUCCGUUGAUUGAUCGCUCUGCGCUUUAUUUUACGCAAAGAACGAUUAGCCACACAAAAAAAAAAAAAAAAACAAGUAGUCUUGUUUUUUCGACGAGGUAUGAAUAUGUAUUAUGUAUAGAGGAUUGUUGUUAAUUAGCCAACAAAAAGACUGCCUUGAUUAGCAUUGGCAGGUGAUGAUUCCCCAUGUUAGGAAAUAUGUAUCAAUAACAUCCUUAAUUUAUUCAUAUGGUCCU
Erythranthe guttata (spotted monkey flower) is the source of this 1884-nucleotide messenger RNA. Its product is annotated as metal transporter Nramp3.2. Gene Ontology annotation, cellular component: vacuolar membrane. Gene Ontology annotation, biological process: iron ion transmembrane transport; defense response to bacterium; manganese ion transport. NCBI's taxonomy places the organism in Eukaryota, Viridiplantae, Streptophyta, Magnoliopsida, Lamiales, Phrymaceae. Gene Ontology annotation, molecular function: manganese ion transmembrane transporter activity; cadmium ion transmembrane transporter activity. The record is from RefSeq and is a predicted model, not a curated record.